Menidia menidia (Atlantic silverside) is the source of this 3223-nucleotide messenger RNA. The record is from the annotation of a GenBank genome assembly. Lineage: Eukaryota; Metazoa; Chordata; Actinopteri; Atheriniformes; Atherinopsidae.
UCAGGGCGCGUCCAGCUCGGGAGUGUUGUAACCCCUAACAAACAUGGCAGCUGCGACAAGGAUGCGGACGUGGAGCUGUUCGACUAGAGGAGCUCUCUGUCCUUGGCUGUUCGUUUUUGUAAUCUUUCUCAAUUCUUUAAGUGAAAUUGUCGCCGCGCCAGAGACUGGGGUUUGGCAAAUUGUGGUUGUUAACACAUCAAGACCACUUCUACUAAAGAAAGUUAUGUUUAAGGACACUGAUAUUGAAAUGAAAGUUGUAUAUUCUGAUUGUCCUGAAGAGAUGACCUUCACUAUCCACUGGCUUUUAAAAUACUGUCCGUGUUACAAUGAAUUCAACAAUGUCGAAGAAAUAUACGAGAUGACACCUUUGAAUCGUGGGGAGAGUCUGGAUCCAAACCCUCUUGGAAAAGGAGAAUACAUUGAACACAGACACAGUCCAAUAACAUGUAACGGGGGAGUGCACUCGUUUCCAAUGCUUCGAAAAGCCAAGGCAGAACCACGUCCACUCGGCCCUCCCUUCCAGAGUGACGAUCCAGAUGAAAAUCCGGCUAAAUGGAUGACUGAGGAGUAUGAUAGCAGCGGCACGGCGAGUAAUGGCAGCAUGAGCGUGAAAGACAACGUGAUAGCCACCACGUGGCGAGAUGGGCCAUACCUGCUGGUCGUUAAGAUUGCAUCUAGCAAAGAGGAGGCAAACUUGAAUUUAACAGUUAAUGUUGUCAUGAGAGGCAGCCACGGCUACAUUUCGGUUACAGAAUGGCCUCUUAUGAUUUUCUACAUGGUAAUGUGCAUAGUGUACAUCCUGUACGCCCUGCUGUGGUUUAUCUGGGCAGCCUGCUACUGGAAAGAUCUGCUGAGGAUCCAGUUCUGGAUAGCAGGGGUCAUAUUCCUUGGGAUGGUGGAGAAGGCGGUCUUCUGUGCAGAAUAUGAAAACACUAACACUGUUGGUUCUGCUUCUCCAGGCUUGUUGAUCUUUGCCGAGUUGGUCUCUGCACUCAAAAGGACUUUGGCUCGAUUACUGGUCAUCAUCGUCAGUCUGGGCUAUGGCAUCGUGAAGCCUCGAUUGGGAUCUGUGAUGCACAGAGUUGUAGGGCUUGGUAUCCUCUACUUUUCCUUUGCUAGCAUUGAGGGUGUCCUGAGGAUUACAGGGGCAAAAGACUCUGACUUGGCCCUGCUGGCCAACAUUCCCUUGGCACUGCUUGAUUCCUCUUUAUGCUGCCUUGCACAAACCAUCAAAACCUUAAAGCUGAGGAGAAACCCUGUGAAGUUGUCCCUCUACAGGCACUUUACAAAUACACUGAUAUUUGCUGUAAUAGCUUCCAUUAUUUUUCUGGGUUGGAUGACAAAAAAGUUUCGAUUUGCAGAAUGCCAGUCUGACUGGAUUGAAGUGUGGGUAGAAGAUGCUUUCUGGAGGUUCUUGUUCUCCGUCAUCCUGCUUGUCAUAAUGUUUUUAUGGCGGCCGUCUGCAAACAACCAAAGGUAUGCGUUCACACCUCUCAUUGACGACUCUGAUGAUGAGGAGAUUGAAGAGUUCAUUUCCUCUGCAAACCUUGCUGAUGGUAUAAAACUGAGAACAGCAAAAAGUGAGACAAACGGCACAGCGAGGCCCACAGAAACGAACCCGGAUGAAGACUUGAAAUGGGUGGAGGAUAACAUUCCUAGCUCUCUAACGGAUGUGGCUCUUCCAGUAUUGCUUGACUCCGAUGAGGAAAUCAUGACGACCAAGUAUGAGAUGUCAAAGCUUGACUGAAGGUAAACGUCUCCAACCAUCUGCCGACAUGAAGGGAGAACAUAGCAGCUGUCCCUGACUCUGAAGCGGGGUUUUCUCUGGGAUUUCCUGGCAAAUGGUUCUGGAGUGCCAUUUCAUUUUUCAGCAGAUAGGACUUCAAAAGGUGAUGCAGAGAGCAGUUUCAUGGGAGCCUCCGUCGAUUUUCUUCAUAAUUAAGUAUUCUACAAGAGAGAGACUUUUUUCUGAUCAGCAGGUUCACAAUUUCCCUCACUGGACCAGUUUUGAUCUUCCCAAAGAAAGUGUUUUUUUAUAUAAAGUUUUCACUUCUGUUAUGUCUCUAGAAAUUCAUUUAUCUGGCAGAUCUAAUGGGCAUUCAUAAUACCAUACUCCCAAAUACACAUGAUAUGUCUCCCUGAUUAAACUUUGUGUUAUUGAUGAUGCAUAAGAUGAAAAUGAAAUGUUUCUUCCAGUAAAUAACUUAAAAAAAUAUUUAUUAAAGUUAGUUUUCAGUUAAAAGUCAGAUAGUUUUACUAAAGUGAUUACUGGUUCACUUCAGCCAGCCAAUCACACACAGAGUUAUGAAUUUAAGGUUUCCAGAAGGUGGGAAUUCAGUAAGCUGUAUGCAUUUCUUCUAUGUGACUCCGAAUGUCAGAUGCACAUUUUUUUUUUUUUUAUACCAGAAUUCAAAUCUGGAAAAAAGUCACUGUUUCAAACAGAAACACUGUAACCCCGAAUAUCUGCUCUUAAUGCACUUUGGAGAUCAAAGCUGUGCCUACAUGUCAUUCCGGUGUGAGGCCUCAUCCAUUCAGUUGUUGAGAACAAUAUGAAUUAAAGUGUCUUUCAUGUCUCAGAUGGAAGUCCGUCGUCCUAAACCUUAGUGAAUGUGUGUGAAAGGGAGAGGGACAACAAAUUCUUUCAAACUGAAUUUAAAUGUAGAUGGGUUAGUUCAGUAGUGGAAAAUGAGGGUUUUUACUGUCAUGUCCUCAAACUGCUGUAUGUCUAUGGGUGAGCAGUUUUUGUGUUUUCUGAAAUAAGAAGCAAUAUAUGCUGUAUGUCUCUUUUUGCAGGGUGUUUUUGUUAUUUAUUAUUUUCCUUUUUCCAAGUGUACUUAAGUUAAUGCCUGUUUUUACCCGUGUUUACUUGAAGUGUGCUUCCAUCUUCAAACAGCACUGUUUUUUGUCACCUUCCUGGCAAUAUUUGCAUUCUGUAUGAUUAAAUCAUGUUUUUGGUUUCAGAGACAUCAUACGAUGUCUUUGCAUGUUCUUUGAGUUAAGUCUUAAUCAUUUUUAGUCUGAAUAUGUUCUUUUUUUUUUUUAAGUGGUUGGCCUGCUGUUGUCAGUAUGCGUAUGGAGCUGGUACACUAUCAUCCUUGUACGUGUUGUUUUGAAUAAAUGUCACAGCAAAACUAGUAACUUUUGUCUGUUUGUCUUGGCAAUCCCACGUCAGAACACAUGUUGUAGGUUAUGUGGUUAGCAGAGGCCGAUCACCUAAAUAGGA